AUGGCGCGUGCCUUCGUUCUAAUUAUAUGGUGUUUAUGUUUCAGUAUAUCUCGAUGUCAUAUUCCUAAUAAUUAUUACGAUUCAGCUGAGAGCGUUGCACCGGUGGCAGUACUUCCCGGAAAUGUAACAAAGUUGACUCGGUCCGAGAGCCAAGAGCGUCUCAGGGCAGUGCGAGUUGUCUUGGCUUCUAGAGCAGUCGACGCAUACAUCGUGCCCACAGCUGAUGCCCAUAACUCGCAAUACAUAGCGCCUUCUGAUGCUCGCCGAGAAUGGGUGUCAGGACUGCGUGGAUCAUCUGGUACUUCUGUGGUAACCGCCACCAGAGCUUUAGUCUGGACAGACGCUAGAUACUUCACGCAAUUCGAAGUUGAAGUAGACGGGAGUCUUUGGGAGCUGAUGAGGCAAGGCACCGAUCCCUCGAUCCAAAAUUGGUUAGUUGCGAAUAUGCCACCGAACUCUGUAGUUGCUGUCGACCCGACUACGUACACCAGAAACUCAUGGAACACUCUCCAGGCGGCACUAACUCGAGCCAACAUCAAAUUAGAAGCAAUAUCUGAAAAUUUAAUAGACUUAGCCAGAGUUAGUAUUGGUGAUGAUCCUCCGAGCCGACCUAACAAUCCACUGAUUCCUCUGACCGUGAACUUUACUGGUCGACCUUCGAGUGACAAAAUCUCGCAACUGCUUCAACAAAUGAAUUCAAGAGGCGCCUCCGCUUUGGUCCUGACAGCCCUCGAUGAUAUAGCCUACACACUAAAUCUCCGUGGUACUGAUAUACCGUUUAAUCCGGUGUUCUUUGCCUAUUUGGUCAUCAGAACGGAUCUGGUAGCGCCGAACAAUAUUAUUCUGUUCUGGGGCAACGGAGUUCUGUCGUCAGACAUAUCACAGCACUUGGCUUCAGAGAACACCCAAUUACAGGCAAGACCGUAUGCAGAAAUCUUCACGUAUCUCGGUACGUUGGCGUCCGAAGUAUCCGGCAGGAGUAUCUGGUUGUCCGAUGACGCGAGCCACGCUGUCUAUUCUGCGGUUGAAAGUGCCUCAAACGUUAACAUUCAGUCUUCUGUAUCUCCUGUAGCCUUGAUGAAGGUUAUCAAGAAUGAAGUCGAAUUGCAGGGCUUCCGUAACGCACAUGUCAAAGAUGGCGUAGCUGUGGUAAGGGCGCUCUACUGGCUUCACCGGCAGUUGGACGCUGGAGCCGAGGUCACCGAGGUCGGCUUGGUAAACAAACUAGCAGAAUACAGGAGUGAAGAAACCGACUCCAUGGGUCCUUCGUUUUCGACUAUCGCCGGCGCCGGAGAGAAUGGCGCGAUAAUACACUACAGUCCUCUGAGCGAGGGUCCUCAGAGAGUGAUCACCAAGGAUGACAUGGUUCUGGUUGAUUCAGGAGGGCAAUACAAAGAUGGUACUACCGACAUCACCAGGACCCGGCACAUGAACUCUUCUCCAACUCCUGAACAGCGUCGAGCGUUCACAAGGGUCAUGAAGGGACAGAUCGCUCUGGGAACUGCCGUCUUGCCAGCAGGCAUAUUGGGUCACACAAUUGAGGUGCUGGCCCGCAAGGCGCUUUGGGACAUCGGCCUCAACUAUGGUCACGGGACGGGUCACGGCGUGGGACACUACCUCAACGUGCACGAGGCACCGGCCUGGAUCCUCAGUGCAGUCUCGGUUGAUGACCCUGGCAUCAGACCAAACAUGAUAUACAGUAAUGAACCCGGGUACUACGAAGUAGGGGAGUACGGGAUUCGCCACGAAGAUCUUGUCCAGACUAUCGAGAUGAACAGCAGCGCUGAUCAUGUACUGGCUGACGGCAUUAUCGGUGAUUUUGACGGGAGAGGCGCCGUAGCGUUCUACACGAUAUCCCUGGCGCCUCAUCAAACAGCGUGCCUUGAUGUCAAUCUACUAACCGAUCUGGAGAUCAAGUACCUGAAUAAUUAUCACGCCAGAGUGCUAACGACUUUAGGUCCUAUAUUGGAACAGCGAGGGUACAAUGACGUUCUGGAGUGGCUUACAGACGAAUGCGCGCCGAUAACUAGGUCUAGUGCUCCUGCGAAGGUUGUAACGCCUCUUGUCCUGAUCAGCGUUUUCGUAGCUUGGCUUGGAUAGUUUGU
Messenger RNA from Bombyx mandarina (wild silkworm), 2105 nucleotides. RefSeq names its product xaa-Pro aminopeptidase ApepP. The record is from RefSeq and is a predicted model, not a curated record. Lineage: Eukaryota; Metazoa; Arthropoda; Insecta; Lepidoptera; Bombycidae.